CACAAACAAUCAGCUGUGUAACAUACCUCUUUCAUGCUCCAUAUAGCCGCUGCAAAUCAGUCGUCUAUUUAAGGUUAUAUUGUGUAGUUGUGCCAAAGUUUUGCAUUUGGAGGUAUGUAAUAGUUACAAUAAAUGACCUCCAGAACAAGGUUAAUGAUAAACUUAGCUCUAAACAGAGAUACUAGCAGUGAAACAGUUGAGAUUAAUUCUAGCAAAAGUAUUGAAAAAAGUGAAAACAGUGAUUCUAACCCAAAAAGAAUAGUUUCAAUAAAUGGUGAUGAUAGCAAAGGCAACGUGUUCCAGGAACAAGGAUCAAAGCCAUUUGAAGGGUAUAUACAUAGACCUCAAGAACGUCCAACCUUCUACAUCAAAGCAAAAUCUCUAUGAUGGAGAGGAAUACGACAUCGAUGAAAGUGGCUGUAGUGAUUUAUUUGGUGAGUCAAGUGACGAAUAUCAACCAAAUGAAGAAGAUGUCAGUGAUUCAGAUGACGAAAAUGUAACAGAAGUGAGAAAAAAGAAAUUUCAAAACACCAAAACCAAAAGACAUAAAGUAAUGGAAGAUGAGAAUCCUUCUGAGCUGAUGGGUGAGUACAAUGAUCAGAUGUUGUCACAGGACGACCAUACACCACUAAGUCAGACAAAUCAUGUAACUCUUGUUGACCAAAGUAAGGAAGAGCAGACUUCGUCUCCAGUGAAAUAAAAAAAAAAUGCUUCUCCCCAAAAUUAAAAGUGACUAGAAGAAGACAGAGAAAUCCUGAUAAAUGGAAGAAGCGCAGAUCGGCCAUUUUAAGAGAAAGAGGGCAGGCCUAUAAAACUUACAAAGGUGAGACCAAACCUGCUAAAAAUGUUGAAGCAAGUAAUUUGUGUCCUGAAAAUUGCCGCCUACAAUGUUCUAGUGCAUUUACCAUAGUAGAAAGAGAAGCAAUAUUAACAUCUUUCUAUGCAUUAGACAUAAAUGCUAAGAACUGUUUACUUUUUAAGAGUAUUAUACUAAGCCAACCAAAACGGAUGAGAACUGGAGCAGUGAAACACAAGACCGCUUCUUACAAAUAUACUGUCGCAUACAAUGCCAAACAAACUAUUGUGUGCAAACGGGCUUUUGUAUCAUUAUAUCAAAUAAGUAACAAAAAAGUUGACUUACUCCAAUCAAAAAUAAAGGCUGGCUUAGCUGCCCCCCCACCAGACAGAAGAGGCAAGCAUAACAACAGACCCAAUAAAACAACUGAAAAUGUUGCAGCUUACAUCAUCCGUCAUAUAUCUAGUUUCCCUGCUGAAGAGUCGCACUACUCAAGGAAUUGUAACAUUCACAAGAAGUACCUUUCACCAAAUGUGGUUUUAUAACCUGGGUAUCCAUAUUGUAGCGAAAAAUAUUGACCAAACAGUUUUCUGUACUUGGACAGAAGAUCAAGCUUCCAGGGGAAGCAGUGAGAUUUUCAGUUGUCUCCUUAGAGUUUCAGAAGUUGAAGCUUCACUCAAAGAGAAAGACCAUUUAAUAAUUUGGACAGACUCGUGCGCCGGGCAGAAUAAAAAUUUUCUAAUGAUUUGUCUAUAUCAAUAUCUUGUUCAAAGAGAUCAUUUUAAAACUAUUGACCACAAAUUCCCAGAGGUUGGUCAUUCUUAUUUAGAUUCUGACCGGGCGUUUGGGCGAAUAGAGAAGAGAUUACGGAAACAUCAAACUAUCUGCACCCCUGAAGAGUAUCGGGAAGUCAUAGCUUCAUCGAGCAAAAAAAAUUUGGUCAUUAACAUGGAAAACCACUUCAGAAACACAGAAGAUUUGCCACAAAAAAUGAAACUUUUAAACAGAAAAAAAAAUCUCUUAAAAGAGAAAAUCCAUUUCAGAGAUGGAAUCAAAUGGAUUCAUGUGGACGAAUUUGUAUCUUACCUCUACAAAGAGAGUUAUGACUUAUGUGUCCCCUUCUUAAAAGUUAACAUUCGUAAAAGUGUAGCAUCCAUUGAUACUCUUCCUCGAGACUUUUACAUCCCAAGGCAUUUAGAGAAGACCGGAUCUCUAUCUCAGGAAAAGAUCGAGAACCUAAAAGAACAACUGUGCUUUGUGCCAGAUCAACAUAAGUGGUUUUUUGAGCAGAUUUUAUUCGAGCGCCGAGAAAGUGGCAACGAUGACUAAAGCAAUGUUAAUAAGUUUUUUUUAAAACAAUAUACAACUAAAAUAUUUUCAACACUGUAGUUAUUUUUAUACUCGCCUAUCCACAGCACACUUAAUAGCUCCAACAGGUCAACAUAAAAGCAUAAGUGUAGGUACAUAACUCCUUUUUUCAAUAUAAAAUAUUGUACAAAAAAUUGGAAAAAGGAGGUAUGUAGAAAAAAUAUUUUUUGUAUUUUUCAAAAAAAGGUAUUUUAACUUUUUUUACUUCUUGAAAAAAUUUUGCCCACUAUAGC
Molecule: messenger RNA, 2397 nt
Organism: Photinus pyralis (common eastern firefly)
Lineage: Eukaryota; Metazoa; Arthropoda; Insecta; Coleoptera; Lampyridae
Exons: 2
Coding region: 1229-2125 (298 amino acids)
Source: RefSeq, a predicted model, not a curated record